Molecule: messenger RNA, 3678 nt
Organism: Sturnus vulgaris (Common starling)
Lineage: Eukaryota; Metazoa; Chordata; Aves; Passeriformes; Sturnidae
Source: RefSeq, a predicted model, not a curated record
CUCCAGCUUCUUUGCAUAAUUUGAGCCCGUCUCUGUCCAGAGAGAAACACUCGAGUUAUUUCAAGUCACUGGGACAGGAGGAAAGGCUCCACCUGAAGGGCUGCUCAGCAGGGUGGGCUGUGUUCCCCACCUCAAAUCCCCACGUGUGCUCUGGAGGUGCCUGGUGGCUCCUUGGUCUUUCCUCCUUGUCUGUUCUCAUGCACCCUUGGCUUUUGCUGUUGAGCCUGUGCACUUCUUAAAUUCUUGAACAACUCCUUGGCAUGGCUUUUGCUCUCCCACAUUCGUUGGUUGUCAGUUGGGCCUUUACAAAUGUGCCAGAAAUGCCACGUAGACACUUUUGUGUGUUUGUGGACCUGGCAUGUUUGCAUCAGCCUCCAGAAGAGAAUAAUCUGAGUAACAUGUCCUGGCUUGCUGAAACAAUAGGGUGUUUUUUCUGUCUUGGUGUAGGUAUUUUGCACAUUUGUAAGACUCAUGUCAUACCUCUAAAGCAAACCUGGGCAUGGUUGUUCUGCAAAACCUGUUCUAAAAUCUAAACCUAUUUAUUCCCUUCCCUCCAUAAACUUCCUUAUGACACAAGUGAUAUUUUGAAGAAUGAGUGAAUCAAUAUGACUGUUCCUCAAUUAUGGAAAUAAAAACCUAAGCGGCAUCAGAAGUCUGAAAGAAAUACGGUAUUUCCAUGCCUGAUGCAAAAGUGGCAUGUUUUAAUGACUGGAAAAGUCUUUGACUUCAUCGUUUUGGUUGGGAUUUGAUCCUGGACAUUGUUUAGACAUUCAGAGAAAAUAUGUAUUGGACUUUCAUGUGGAACAGUGUCCAGGAUUGUGAGGGAACUUUGUCUUGUUUCUCCAUUAGGAAAGCCAGAAUGCCAGGCAGUGAGGAGCCAGAGCAACAAACUGGAUUUUGAAGCUCACUUUUCCUGCACAGUUCCUGGAAUCUCUGGUGAGGAAUUGGUGUUCCUGAGGCUGCAGUGCAAUUUUAUGCCUUCUGUAACAAAGGAUCUCUCCAGGGCGGUUGAUGGAGUUAUGAUUCUCCCCGUGCUGAUGGUGAUGGCGUUCCCGUCUCCCAGCUGGCAAGACGAGGAGCGGAAGCUGAAGAUGGUUCCCUACGAAUGUGUGUGUGAGGGCAUCUCCUGUGGGAAUGGGGAUCGGUGCCAAGGCCAGCGCUGCUUUGCUUCCCUCAGCAUUAACGACGGGGCCAAGGUUUACCAGAAGGGCUGCUUCCAGGUCUAUGAGCAAAGGAAAAUGACCUGCAAAACUCCUCCAUCCCCCAACCAGGCCGUGGAGUGCUGCCAGGGACACCUGUGCAACAUGAACAUCACUGCACAGCUGCCCUCUGCCAAAGGGCAAACCUUCCAAGGAGAGGCUGCAGGUUACAGCAUGGAAACACUAAUCAUCGUUAUCCUGGCUCCUGUGGUAGUGCUGAUAGUUUUUUCUGCAGUAGCUGUGCUGAUCAUCCGGAGAAUACAGAAGAACCACAUGGAGAGGCUCAAUUCCAGGGAUGCAGAGUAUGGCACAAUCGAGGGCCUCAUAGCCUCCAACGUGGGGGACAGCACGCUGGCAGAUUUGCUGGACCAUUCCUGCACAUCUGGAAGUGGCUCUGGGCUUCCUUUCUUGGUGCAGAGAACGGUGGCUCGCCAGAUCACCCUUGUGGAGUGUGUAGGAAAGGGCCGUUAUGGAGAAGUCUGGAGGGGUCAGUGGCAAGGAGAAAAUGUUGCUGUGAAGAUCUUCUCUUCUAGGGAUGAAAAGUCCUGGUUCAGGGAAACUGAGCUGUACAACACUGUACUGCUGAGGCAUGAAAAUAUUUUAGGUUUCAUUGCCUCUGACAUGACUUCCAGGAACUCGAGCACGCAGCUGUGGCUGAUCACACACUACCACGAGAUGGGUUCUCUGUACGAUUACCUGCAGCUGAGCACGCUGGACACGGUGAGCUGCCUGCGCAUCGUGCUGUCCAUCGCCAGCGGGCUGGCACACCUGCACAUCGAGAUCUUCGGCACGCAGGGCAAGCCCGCCAUCUCCCACCGCGACCUCAAGAGCAAGAACAUCCUGGUCAAGAAGAACGGGCAGUGCUGCAUCGCCGACCUGGGCCUUGCAGUGAUGCAUUCCCAGAGCACCAACCAGCUGGACGUGGGGAACAACCCCCGUGUGGGCACCAAGCGCUACAUGGCCCCGGAGGUGCUGGAUGAGAGCAUCCAGGCUGACUGCUUCGACUCCUACAAACGGGUGGACAUCUGGGCCUUUGGCCUGGUGCUCUGGGAGGUGGCCAGGCGCAUGGUCAGCAAUGGUAUCGUGGAAGAUUACAAACCACCCUUUUAUGACUUGGUUCCCAACGACCCCAGUUUUGAAGACAUGAGGAAGGUGGUCUGUGUGGAUCAGCAGAGGCCCAACAUUCCCAACAGAUGGUUCUCAGACCCGACGCUGACAUCCCUUGCCAAGCUGAUGAAGGAGUGCUGGUACCAGAACCCCUCGGCCAGACUGACAGCCCUGCGCAUCAAAAAGACUUUGACCAAAAUUGACAAUUCCUUAGACAAACUGAAAGCUGACUGUUGACCUCUCCUCGUGGUGCUGUCCCAAGGAAGGCACUUGGCUGGCCCAGAGGGCUCUGGCCAGGCAGUUCCUACCCCUGGUCCCCAAGGGCUGCUUGGAGCAGGAGUUUGGGAGCAGCUGGGGGAGCCCUGGCCGUGCAGGACCUCACCUGAGGACUCAGCUGGAUGUGCUGUGGCUGAGCUGGUGGCCUGAAGGAAGACAGAGAAAUCCUAAGACAAGAUCAGGGCAUUAAACAAUGGCUUUGAACAGCUUUUUUUCUUUCUUUCUUUCUUUCUUUCUUUUUCUUCUUUUUUUUUUUUCUUUUUGGUUUUUUUCCCCCUUUUUUUUUUAACAUUUUAUUUUAAUUCUCCUAAUCACUCCCAGGGUGAACACAUGGAAGUGGUAAAUUUUAAUCAGCAAUAUUGCCUGUGCUUCUCUUCUUUAUUGCACUAGGAAUUCUUUGCAUUCCUUACUUGCACUGUCACUGUUAAUUUUAACGACAUGACUUGCCAAAAAUAUGAUUGGCUGUAUCCUGCAUUGAUCUAUGCCUGAGUAAUAGGAAAAGAAUUUGGUAAACUGAAAAUGUAACUGUCAGACUUUAGCUGCAUUUUACAUGUGUACUGAUGUUUACAAUAAUGCUGAACAUUAGGAAUUUCUUGUUUAUCCAAAACUUGCAAAUUAUUUAUUACUAGUGCACUUGCCAGUUUUUUAAACUGUAAAAUAAGUGCAUAAAGUUAAAGCUUAUUUUUAUGUGGCCUCUUUCAUGAUUUCUUACACAGACGUUUUUGUAACACGAUAUAACCUGAAACAUUAAUUGUUUUCUGUAUUAUCAUAUUACAACUCGAUAGUCACAUUUUAAGUGCUUCACAUUUGUAGGUGUGUGGUCUGUACCAUAUUUUCAGUUGGAAUAUGGAACGUAUAUUAUAGCCAUUUCCCACAGGACCUUGUGUCUGGCAUCUUACUCAUCUGGGAAAGGAGAGCAAUGGAGGAGUUAACUAGAAUAUUAGGUCAUGAAUGCUGUGGGGAAAAUGCAUUUUAUUUCUUCUAAGCUAUAUAAUAUGCAUUUAAACUCUGCCAGAAAAAUAACUAUUUUGUUUUAAUCUACUUUUUCUAUUUAGUAGUUAUUUGUAUAAAUUAAAUAGAAUGUUUUCAAGUCAAA